Brenthis ino (lesser marbled fritillary) is the source of this 639-nucleotide messenger RNA. The record is from the annotation of a GenBank genome assembly. Lineage: Eukaryota; Metazoa; Arthropoda; Insecta; Lepidoptera; Nymphalidae.
AUGCAGGCGAUCAAGUGUGUCGUUGUAGGUGACGGUGCCGUCGGUAAAACAUGUCUGCUCAUCAGUUACACGACAAACGCCUUCCCCGGAGAGUACAUACCAACAGUAUUCGACAAUUAUUCAGCAAAUGUUAUGGUAGAUGGAAAACCCAUUAACUUGGGGCUAUGGGAUACGGCGGGACAGGAAGACUACGACCGACUGCGACCUCUCUCAUAUCCACAGACUGAUGUGUUCCUCAUAUGUUUCUCACUCGUCAAUCCUGCUUCCUUCGAGAACGUUCGCGCUAAGUGGUACCCCGAAGUCCGGCAUCACUGCCCGUCGACGCCUAUCAUCCUCGUCGGCACAAAGCUGGAUCUUCGCGAAGACAAGGACACGAUUGAGAAGUUGAAGGACAAAAAACUUGCGCCUAUCACUUACCCACAAGGCCUAAGCAUGGCGAAGGAGAUCGGCGCGGUGAACCGGCCAAGAAGCCGCGGAAGUGCCGGAUUUUGUAAAAUUGACGAUCAGAUAGCAGACGCGAGUCGUAGCCAGUGUAACAGCAAAGCUAUAACCGAGCACUUGUUGAUCCGUCUCUACCACCACAGUGCUGUAACUGUACAUGGACUGCAAAUGCAUACAAUAGAUGUUAAUUUUUACUGU